CCUGCGCGGGAGCUGGUUGGCUCCCGGUCCUCCCCACCCCCGGGCCGCCCUCGCACCCACUGGAGCCUGGGCUCCGUCGGGGGUGAGCCUCAUUCAUUCAUUCCCCGUGGCGCUGAUGCUGGGCCUGGCUCUGCUCUCCCUGCCCUACAUGCUUCUCCGCCCUGGCUGCCGAAGGCCCCUUCCCGCCAUCUAAUGAUACACUCUGCAUACGCUUCUGUUGAAAAUUUGUGGCUAGACAUUCCUGUGGGACUGGGAAUCCAAAUUCUUGGGUACAAACAGAAACUUACUUUCCUUGGGGAUUUCUCUCUCUCUCUCUCUCUCUCUCUCUCGCUCACACACACACUCUCGCGUUCUUUCCUUUUUUCUUUUUCGUAGCAAUAGGGGGGGGGAAGAGACAAAACAAAACAAAACAAAAAAACAAACAAAAAGCGACACCACCCCCCCCUUUUAUUUUCAAAAGUAGCCAGGAAAAAAUAAAACAACAACCAACCAAGUCAAUCCCAACCCGACCCCCUGAAGGUCUGAUUUCUCGCCUUCCUCAGAGAGGGGCAUGGCUUCGAACAGCAUCUUCGAUUCCUUCCCGACCUACUCGCCAACCUUCAUCCGCGACCCGAGCACCAGCCGCCGCUUCACACCUCCCUCCACGGCCUUCCCCUGCGGCGGCGGCGGCGGCGGCGGCGGCGGCGGCGGCAAGAUGGGCGAGAACAGCGGCGCGCUGAGCGCGCAGGCGCCCGUGGGGCCCGGCGGGCGCGCCCGGCCGGAGGUGCGCUCGAUGGUGGACGUGCUGGCGGACCACGCGGGCGAGCUCGUGCGCACCGACAGCCCCAACUUCCUCUGCUCCGUGCUGCCCUCGCACUGGCGCUGCAACAAGACGCUGCCCGUCGCGUUCAAGGUGGUGGCGCUGGGGGAUGUGCCUGAUGGGACGGUGGUGACUGUGAUGGCAGGCAAUGACGAGAAUUACUCUGCUGAACUGCGCAAUGCCUCGGCAGUCAUGAAGAACCAGGUGGCCAGAUUCAACGACCUUCGCUUCGUGGGCCGCAGUGGGCGAGGGAAGAGUUUCACACUGACCAUCACCGUGUUCACCAACCCCACCCAAGUGGCCACCUACCACCGAGCCAUCAAGGUGACCGUGGAUGGACCCCGGGAACCCAGACGGCACCGGCAGAAGCUGGAGGACCAGACCAAGGCGUUCCCCGAUCGCUUCGGGGACCUGGAACGACUGCGCAUGCGCGUGACGCCCAGCGCGCCCAGUCCCCGCGGUUCCAUCAGCACCGCCAGCCACUUCAGCAGCCAGGCCCAGACCCCCAUCCAAGGCACCUCGGACCUGAACCCUUUCUCCGACCCCCGCCAGUUCGACCGCUCCUUCCCAGCGCUGCAGACCUUCACCGAGAGCCGCUUCCCCGACCCCAGGAUGCAUUACCCGGGGGCCAUGUCGGCCGCCUUCCCCUACAGCGCCACACCCUCGGGCAGCCUCAGCGUGGCCAGCGUGCCGGCCACCAGCCGCUUCCACCACACCUACCUCCCGCCGCCCUACCCGGGGGCCCCGCAGAACCAGAGCGGGCCUUUCCAGGCCAACCCGUCCCCCUACCACCUCUACUACGGCGCGUCCUCGGGCUCCUACCAGUUCUCCAUGGUGGCCGGCAGCGGGGGCGACCGCUCCCCCACCCGCAUGCUGGCCUCCUGCCCCAGCGGCGCCUCCGUCGCCGCCGGCAACCUCAUGAACCCCAGCCUGGGCGGCCAGAGCGACAGCGUGGAGGCGGACGGCAGCCACAGCAACUCCCCCACCGCCCUGAGCACACCGGGCCGCGUGGACGAGGCCGUGUGGCGGCCCUACUGACCGGCCCGGGGUCAGGGCCCACUGCUCCCAACGGAGGCGGGGGCCCCACGAACCUUCCCGACAAGUGGCCGGCGCAGCUCUGAGGCCCCGGACGGGAAUGAGACUUAACGCUCCGGGCCGGUCACGGGCCCGGGGUCCGCGAAUCCUGGGCUCCAGAGCCGGCAGGUGGCUCCGAGAGCAUGUAGUCCAGCCACGUCGUUGUACAGACAGGCGGGGACCUCCCUCAGGUCACCGCCCCCGGCCCAGAUCCUCAUCAUCUCACCCCACGUGGGGAAAGUCUCCUGCCGCCUCCCCCGGAAUGACCUAGCUGUCCCCAGCUACGCCCGGUGCUGUCACAGGGCCCAGGUCCCCUGGGGCGGAGACCAUCUCUGUUCCAGACAGAGGUGACGUUUGCCCGCAUGGCUUGGCCUCUUACGCACGGGGCCCUGGAAAGACCUCCCCGCCCCACCCCACCUUCCUCAGAGACCCCCACCCCCACCCCACGGGCCCAGCCCUCCCUCCAC
Acinonyx jubatus (cheetah) is the source of this 2340-nucleotide messenger RNA. RefSeq names its product RUNX family transcription factor 3 (gene RUNX3). Gene Ontology annotation, biological process: hemopoiesis; regulation of cell differentiation; neuron differentiation. Bases 551 to 1837 code for a protein of 428 amino acids. Gene Ontology annotation, molecular function: RNA polymerase II cis-regulatory region sequence-specific DNA binding; DNA-binding transcription factor activity, RNA polymerase II-specific; ATP binding. Gene Ontology annotation, cellular component: nucleus. The record is from RefSeq and is a predicted model, not a curated record. The transcript is spliced from 6 exons. NCBI's taxonomy places the organism in Eukaryota, Metazoa, Chordata, Mammalia, Carnivora, Felidae.